This is a messenger RNA of Stylophora pistillata, 981 nucleotides long. RefSeq names its product doublesex- and mab-3-related transcription factor A2. Lineage: Eukaryota; Metazoa; Cnidaria; Anthozoa; Scleractinia; Pocilloporidae. Gene Ontology annotation, biological process: regulation of transcription by RNA polymerase II; sex differentiation. Gene Ontology annotation, molecular function: DNA-binding transcription factor activity, RNA polymerase II-specific; RNA polymerase II cis-regulatory region sequence-specific DNA binding. Gene Ontology annotation, cellular component: nucleus. The record is from RefSeq and is a predicted model, not a curated record.
CCGCUAUUUUCACCGUCACAACAAAAUGGAUCUGGCUUCUCAAGAAGAACCGAAACACAUUAAGAAAAAAGGCAAGCGUUCCUGCACGAUCUGCGGGAAUCAUGGAAUCCGAUCAAACCUGAAAGGUCACAAACGGCUCUGUCCGUUUUUGAAUUGCUACUGUGAGCUAUGUGUCAAGGGACGCGAACAUAGGGGUGUUACGAGAAAGCAAGUUUACCUUCGGCGACAACAGAUGAAAGCUAUAGAAAAGAGUAAUACUCGUUGCAUUUCAACCGCUGUCGAACCAAUUCAAGUGAGUAUCUCUCCCGCAGAAUCACCUUUCAAUGAAAAACAUAACACCAUAUUUGAUGAAAAUGAAAAGACAGCAAAAAAUGGAAGCGGAGGAUUGAUUCAGAGCGUGUCGAAAAUAUUGAAUUCCCAGUUUGGAGUUCCCAGACAUCACCCAUUCAACUACAGGGCUUGCUUACCUACACCUACACCUUUAUACCAGCUUCCAUGGAGUGUAGGAGAAAUUUACACGGGUGGCUUCCAUCAAAACAACUGGCAGGGAUCUGAAACUGAGACAUCCUGCUUCUCCGUGAUGGAACCUCUACCCUGCACUAAUUUUACCGUUUCGGAUAACAGUGCCUUCGUGAAAUACAACAGUGUUUCCCCAAGAAUGGAGAUCAACUCUUUCAGAUUUGGUCUCAGUGAAUCCUUUGAAACUGCCGCUGUUUUGACGCCAUUUGCUGGAAUCAGAAGCAUGGAAAACCGAGAUAUGAAAGAUAAAACAUUUUUGAUCCAUACUUGUCCUAACUGACUACUUUCAUUACUUUUGGUUCGUGUCGGCUUUGAAUCUCACUGGAAAAAUUCAACCACAGUGUCUUCAGAUCUGAUUUUAAUCCCGUUAGAUAUUGUUUCUAUAGAAACGGUCUCAAUAUUGAAUAUUUGUUUUCGACAUGUUUAACUUUUUGGCUUUUUUUUUUUUCUUAAUAGGAUAAU